Molecule: messenger RNA, 1234 nt
Organism: Ruditapes philippinarum (Manila clam)
Lineage: Eukaryota; Metazoa; Mollusca; Bivalvia; Venerida; Veneridae
Product: glycine receptor subunit alpha-2-like
Exons: 7
Coding region: 89-1099 (336 amino acids)
Biological process (GO): regulation of membrane potential; monoatomic ion transmembrane transport; signal transduction
Cellular component (GO): membrane; synapse; neuron projection
Molecular function (GO): neurotransmitter receptor activity; transmembrane signaling receptor activity; extracellular ligand-gated monoatomic ion channel activity
Source: RefSeq, a predicted model, not a curated record
AUAUUUAUCUAUUUGACGAUAACUCACUUCACAAAAAGAGUGUAGACGUUACAACAACCGAAUACGCCUGCUUUAACAAAACAACAGAAUGGAUCGAACUGCAAUAUUGUUAACCAUCGUUUUUCUUUUUGUAAAAUGUUUGCCGGGCCAGUCUGUGACAAGACGGGAGAUCCUAAAUAAUUUAACAAUGAGUUCCGAAUACGAUGCUGGAUAUCCGGCUGAUUACGACAAACCUAUGCCGAGUAAUGUUAUUGUACAACUAGAGAUAUCAGAUGUGACAUCAAUAAAUGAGCAAAGAAUGGAGUACAGUCUUAUGAUGUUUUUGAGAAUGCAGUGGGUCGAUAGCAGAUUGGCAUUUAAUGAUUCCGCAAAUUUCACUCGAAUCGAAUUAACUGGAAAUAUGGUCAACUUGAUCUGGACACCUGAUGUGUACAUCAGUAAUGAGAGAGAAGUUGAUGCUCGUUCACUUGUGAAACACGAAAAACUUGCCUACAUCGAUUGUCAUGGACUAGUAUCAUUCAGCAUGAGAAUAUCAUUGACAGGUUAUUGUCACAUGGAUUUAACAAAAUAUCCGUUUGACGAACAAACAUGCAAUGUGAGGUUGCAAAGCUACGCAUUUACGUCGGACAAACUCAUUUUACAAUGGUCUGAGUAUAGUGUACUAACUAAAGACUACAAAUUGACAAAUUAUGACGUACACCUAGGAAGUCAAUCGGAAGGUAUAGAAGGAACAGAUAAGAGAUCCCUUGCAGCGGGCCAGUUCUCCUUCUUGACAAUAAGUAUACUAUUUGAAAGAAAGAGUCAAGCAUAUGGAUCCAUGUACUUUGCUCCAUUCCCAAUAUAUGUUGUGAUUUCUCUGUGUUCAAUUUGGUUAAGAAAAGAGAUAGGCUCUUGCAUUGCUUUAUGUACUGGUGGAAUCAUGGCAACCGUGCUACAAUGGAUUGCGGUAUACUCAAGAUUGCCACCUGUUUGGUACUUUACAUAUCUUGAUGGUUGGAUUUUGGGAAACCUUGUCUGCAUUUGCGUUAUUCUUAUAAUAAAUGUAAUCUUGCAUUUAUGCGGACCCAAGGUUUGUCUACUGUUUACUAGACACGUUUAAAUAAAAGAUAUAUCAAAUGGUCUCAUUGGUUGUUACUAUAAAAACUUAUCAUUUUCUAAACAAUUUUCAAAUAAGAAAUAACUAAGUUAUUACAACUUUAUUUAAAUAAUUUCAAUAAUUUUGAACAAAAUUAAA